Thamnophis elegans (Western terrestrial garter snake) is the source of this 942-nucleotide messenger RNA. Its product is annotated as olfactory receptor 6X1-like. The transcript has a single exon. The coding region runs from base 1 to 942 and encodes 313 amino acids. Gene Ontology annotation, molecular function: olfactory receptor activity; G protein-coupled receptor activity. NCBI's taxonomy places the organism in Eukaryota, Metazoa, Chordata, Lepidosauria, Squamata, Natricidae. The record is from RefSeq and is a predicted model, not a curated record. Gene Ontology annotation, biological process: G protein-coupled receptor signaling pathway. Gene Ontology annotation, cellular component: membrane.
AUGAAUUUGACCAAUUGCAGAAGAACAACUGAAUUUAUUCUGGUUGGAUUGCCACGAGUUGUUAGAAUGGAAAGGGUGAUGUAUGCCAGUGUCUUUCUGCUCUAUCUCCUGUGCCUGAUGGGCAAUGGGCUCAUCAUUAUGAUGGUAAUCAAGGACCACCAUCUCCAGAAGCCCAUGUAUUUCUUUCUUAGCAACCUUUCCUUCAAAGACAUUGGACACACCACAACCUUCAUACCCAAGCUGUUGUUCAAUUAUACUUCUUCCAACAAUUCCAUCUGUUUCUCUUGCUGUUUAAUACAAUUAUUCUUCUAUUUCCUUUUUGGAGUCACUGAAUUUUUCAUCAUCACUUUGAUAUCGUUGGAUAGAUACUUAGCCAUUUGCCACCCUUUGAGACACAACACUAUCAUGCCUUCAAGGCUCUGCCUUAAGCUGUCAAUAUCAGCCUGGUUUGGAGGAUUUUGGUCCAUCAUUUGCCAGGUCGUGAUGAUUGCAAACUUGCCCUACUGCACUUCCAACGUUGUCAAUCAUUACUUUUGUGACAUUGGACCUGUGUUGAAGAUUGCUGGGGGAGAUUCACACCUUAUUGAAGUCCUUGGCUUCCUCCUUGUUGUGGUCUUGAUUAUGUCCUCCCUGCUUUUCACCCUCAUUUCUUACCUCUUCAUCCUCUGCACCAUUCUUCAAAUGCCUUCAACUUGCAGACAGCAGAAGGCCUUUUCAACAUGUGCUUCCCAUCUGGUUGUGGUCAGUAUUCUGUACGGAUCGGUCUUUUUCGUCUACUUAAGACCUACUGUCAAAAACUCUUCUUUCAGUACAAUGAAGUCCGUCUCCAUAUUGUACACCAUGAUCACCCCCAUGCUCAAUCCUUUCAUCUACACUAUCAGGAACAAAGAAGUGAAGGAUUCUGUACGCAGAAUGCUAGGAAGAAAAAUUCCAGAUCCCUGA